Messenger RNA from Haliotis rufescens (red abalone), 3504 nucleotides. Its product is annotated as AFG3-like protein 2. Gene Ontology annotation, cellular component: membrane; m-AAA complex. Gene Ontology annotation, molecular function: ATP hydrolysis activity; metalloendopeptidase activity; ATP-dependent peptidase activity. Bases 105 to 2474 code for a protein of 789 amino acids. Lineage: Eukaryota; Metazoa; Mollusca; Gastropoda; Lepetellida; Haliotidae. The transcript has 18 exons. Gene Ontology annotation, biological process: mitochondrial protein processing; protein-containing complex assembly. The record is from RefSeq and is a predicted model, not a curated record.
AGCUAGGCGCAAGUAAAAGCACCUUGCUGUUUUCGUAAUGUCUGAAGCUGGGCAUAUUUACCUAAAGUCUGACACUGUAUGAUUGCACUCGAUCGCCCUGAAAAAUGGCAUACAGAUAUGUUUCACUUGCCAGAAAGGGGCAACGAAUUCUUCAAAGACUUGUGCCCUCAAAUUGUUCAUAUCAAGAAAUGCAGAGGAAUCUUCAUUUAUUCACACGGUUAGCUAGUCAUCAACAUAUAGGUCCCCUACUACGUGAAUGGUCAGUAUUUCGUCAGAAUGUACCAAAGGGCUUUGAGAAAUACUUUCCAGGAGGCAAGAAGGCAGCAGGGAAAGAACAGCCGACCAAACCAAAAGAGCCAGUCAAACCCUCCGAGCCCCCUCCUUCCAAAUCUGGAUUUUCACAGAGGCCGUCUCAAGGCUCUGAAAAAAGAGUAGAGUUUUCUUUUCAAAUUGGAAAGGGGAGAAGCCCUUUUGGUGACCCCAAUGACCCCAACACCAGAUUGUUGAUUGGCCUGAUCACUGGCGUCAGUCUUGUGGGUCUGAUCGGACUCUAUCAGACUCAGUAUAAGGAGAUAACAUGGAAGGAAUUUGUCUCCAACUACCUCUCACGGGGAAGCGUUGAAAAAUUAGAAGUAGUCAAUAAGAAGUGGGUGAGGAUCAAGCUGAUUCCAGGAACACAGGUGGACGGAUCGAGUAUGAUAUGGUUCAACAUAGGCAGUGUUGAAGCAUUUGAAAGAAACCUGGAGAAUGCACAGCUAGAAAUGAAUAUCGAACCAUCCAACUUUGUCAAUGUUGUCUAUAAAACAGAAACAGAAAUAGCAUCCGUCGCAUAUUCUGCACUGAACAUCAUUCUCCCCAUUGCAAUUUUGAUAUGGCUUAUAAGACGUUCCUCAAACAUGUUUCAGGGGGGUCAGGGAGGUACUCGAAGAGGAGGAGGGGGGAUAUUUGGCUUCGGUCAGACAACAGCUAAAAUCAUGAAGGAAGACAUUGGUGUCAAAUUCAAGGAUGUAGCUGGUUGUGAGGAGGCCAAGGUGGAGAUCAUGGAGUUUGUGAAUUUCCUGAAGAAUCCCCAGCAGUACAUUGACCUGGGAGCCAAGAUCCCCAAGGGAGCCAUACUGACGGGGCCCCCAGGGACAGGCAAGACUCUGCUGGCCAAGGCCACGGCAGGGGAGGCCAAUGUGCCUUUCAUCACAGUGUCGGGGUCGGAGUUCCUCGAGAUGUUUGUUGGCGUUGGUCCCUCCAGGGUCCGAGACAUGUUUUCCAUGGCCAGGAAGAACGCUCCGUGUAUUCUGUUUAUUGACGAGAUCGAUGCUGUGGGGAGGAAGCGAGGGGGGCGCAGUAUUGGCGGACACAGUGAGCAGGAAAAUACACUCAAUCAGCUCCUGGUGGAGAUGGACGGUUUCAACACACAAAGUGGUGUUGUUGUGUUAGCAGCAACAAAUAGAGUAGACAUUCUAGAUGGUGCUCUUCUACGGCCUGGCAGAUUUGAUAGGCAGAUCUUUGUACCGGCUCCUGACAUCAAAGGGAGAGCAUCUAUUUUUAAAGUGCAUUUAAAGCCCCUCAAGACCCGGGUAGACAAGGAAGAAUUGUCACGGAAAAUGGCGGCACUCACACCAGGGUUUUCAGGUGCUGACAUAGCAAAUGUUUGUAACGAGGCAGCCUUGAUAGCAGCAAGAGAUCUGAACACUGAAAUCAACAUCAUGCAUUUCGAGCAGGCCAUUGAGAGAGUUGUUGCAGGUUUGGAGAAGAAGACCCAGGUACUGCAGCCCGAAGAGAAGAAGACUGUGGCAUACCACGAGGCGGGUCACGCGGUGGCAGGGUGGUACCUGGAGCACGCUGACCCCCUCCUCAAGGUGUCCAUCAUCCCCCGGGGCAAGGGACUCGGCUAUGCCCAGUAUCUCCCCAAGGAACAGUAUUUGUACACUAAAGAACAGCUGCUGGACAGAAUGUGCAUGACCCUAGGUGGCCGUGUGUCGGAACAUAUCUUCUUCAAUAGGAUCACAACAGGUGCCCAGGACGACUUGAGAAAGGUCACACAGAAUGCAUACGCACAGGUGGUCCAAUUCGGCAUGAACGAGAGGGUGGGCCAGUUGUCCUUUCAGAUGCCUAGUCAGGGCGAGAUGGUGUUUGACAAGCCUUACAGUGAACAGACAGCUCAAAUUAUUGACGAAGAAGUCCGGAACAUUAUACAGGAUGCUUACAAGCGGACGCUAGAAUUGCUGACUAAGCACAAAGCAGAUGUAGAGAAGGUUGCUCUUCGGCUUCUUGCCAAAGAAAAGCUGGACAAGGAUGAUAUGGUGGAACUACUAGGAGCUCGUCCCUUUGCUGAGAAGUCUACCUAUGAAGAGUUUGUGGAAGGGACAGGUUCAUUUGAAGAGGACACGUCGUUGCCCAAAGGUCUGGAGAGCUGGAACAAAGAACGUGACAAUAAAGACUCUGAGACCCCCGAAAAGCCAGAGAAGGCCACCAGCUAGCCACGUGGUUCGCCUAGAGUUGACUACCCUGGCUAGAGUCAACCUGUUGUGGCCAGACCAACUGACUGGGUCCCCCAUCUUUUCUAAAUUGAAACGUGAUUGUGAUCACGUAAAGGACUGAUCAUGUGAAGUGCUAAGAACUUCUGCAAUCAUUCUACAAGUUUGUGCUGUUUGAGCUGGAUUUAGAUUCUCAAAGCCUGUGUCAUGGUUGUCAUGUAUGUGUUACCAUGGUUAAAGACAAAACAUCAGAUUGUAGAUAUAGUCACUUUUUCGAAUAAUAUGACUCGUAAUUUUGUUUUGUCAAUGAGCUAUGCAGUCAACUGAGAUAUUUGACCAUGUUUAUAGACAUAGAUCUACAUGACAUCUAACUUUACAAAGAAAAUAUUCUUGUAAAAAAAGACUCUUUUUACCUGACAGGAAAUUGAGACGAUACUGACCAUAUGGAACUGAAAUCAGUGUUCUUGUGAACCAUUAUAAACAAUAGAAAUAAUUAUUUGCUCCUGAAAUUACUGGAAAUAAUAACUUUGGCUCAGUUUUUACACAGACAUUGAUAAAAUGCAGGAGGCCUGAAAAAGUGAUGUUGAAAUUUAUAUUUGUUCAGCUCCUCCUUUGAGAGAGAAAAAUUGUAUGUCUUGAAACAGCGAGUAAAGAACUAUUCUGUGUCCAUCAUAAUUCCCAGGCCUCCCAGAAUAUUCAAUGGUCAGUCCGUACUACAGCUGUUAAAAGUGACGAACGGACCAACAGCUUUUCAAGAUUUCAAAGACUCUCCGCAUAUGCCAUUAAAGUGAAAUUUGAGAUAAUUACAUGACAAUGACACUGUGCCACUAUAGGGCAAUACACCACCUGACGAUGCAGCUGAAGUGUUGAUGAAUGAGUCGCGUGCCUCUGCCAGUUGGAGAAAGUUGUGUAUAUGUGUGAUGUAUGUCUGUUGUUAGAACGACCCUGGGCUACUGGGUGGGUGCAUCACCCGCCUAUCAUGUUGAAGUGAUUAAUGUAAUGUAUUUAAUAAAAACAAAAGAUAUACAUUGUU